Messenger RNA from Hydractinia symbiolongicarpus, 1035 nucleotides. Its product is annotated as cytochrome b-c1 complex subunit Rieske, mitochondrial-like. The coding region runs from base 16 to 948 and encodes 310 amino acids. NCBI's taxonomy places the organism in Eukaryota, Metazoa, Cnidaria, Hydrozoa, Anthoathecata, Hydractiniidae. The record is from RefSeq and is a predicted model, not a curated record. The transcript has 2 exons. Gene Ontology annotation, cellular component: membrane. Gene Ontology annotation, biological process: mitochondrial electron transport, ubiquinol to cytochrome c. Gene Ontology annotation, molecular function: 2 iron, 2 sulfur cluster binding; quinol-cytochrome-c reductase activity.
GGACUGUGCAGUGCUAUGGUCAGAGGGUCGAACGUCGGGCAAAGCAUUCUAGCGACGGAACGGAUUGACCCUGCACGUAAUUGCGAUCGUUCUCCGGGUGUUUUACACCAAACGCAAAGCAGCAGAAAGGCUGAAAAAGAGAUGUUGUCCACUCGAAACAUAUCACAGAGUUUUGCGAAAUAUCUCUCUCCUAAGGUCGUAACUGUAAGUUGCCAAAGAACAGUUAUUCCUCCUGUUGUCGAAACAACAAAAGCAGUUACAUACUCAAAAUCUAACUAUUGUAUCAGCCCUUUUUUGGGACCCACUGCAAAAUGGUCAGUUGUCAAAUCUGGACUUGGUAAAUUCCAGCAACGCUUUAGUCACACAGACGUCUCUGUACCUGACUUUUCCGACUAUCGACGCGACUCAACAAAAGACCCGACAGUCAACAGCAAUGAAUCCGACAUUUCUCGUCGUGCGUUUACGUACGUCAUGGUUGCAGGUUUGGGUGUUACUGGCGCACAUGCUGGUAAAAACCUGGCUAUCGACUUCCUAUCUUCAAUGAGUGCUUCUGCAGAUGUGCUCGCUGUAGCAAAAGUUGAAGUCGACCUUACAACAAUUCCUCCAGGUAAAAACGCCACUAUCAAAUGGCGUGGUAAGCCGUUAUUUGUUCGUCAUCGUACCCAAGAAGAGAUUGAUCAAGUGCGUGCUGUUGACUCUGGUUCUUUGAGAGAUCCUGCAAGAGACGAGGACCGUGUCAAACACCCCAACUACUUGGUUUUAUUGGGUGUAUGCACUCACUUGGGGUGUGUACCUAUUGCAAACGCAGGUGAUUUUGGUGGAUAUUAUUGUCCUUGUCAUGGUUCACAUUAUGAUGCUUCGGGAAGGAUAAGGAAAGGACCAGCUCCACUAAAUUUGGAAAUCCCCCCAUACGAAUUCUCGGACGACACUACGUUGGUGGUCGGAUAACGCAUGUGGUGACUUUUAACAUCUGAAAGUGUAUAAAUAUAAAUUUAAUCUGUCUCUGAAUAAAGUGAACGUUAUCAGUGUGUUUUA